Emericellopsis atlantica is the source of this 1048-nucleotide messenger RNA. Its product is annotated as mitochondrial ATP synthase g subunit-domain-containing protein. Gene Ontology annotation, biological process: proton motive force-driven ATP synthesis. The record is from RefSeq and is a predicted model, not a curated record. The coding region runs from base 171 to 758 and encodes 195 amino acids. Gene Ontology annotation, molecular function: proton transmembrane transporter activity. NCBI's taxonomy places the organism in Eukaryota, Fungi, Ascomycota, Sordariomycetes, Hypocreales, Bionectriaceae. The transcript is spliced from 3 exons.
AGGCAAGUCCCUCAAACCGCCUCCGACCACGCCAUCACGACGACCGACUGUCCAACUCCCAAUUGCGAUCCCACCACCACCCCCGGCUCGACCUCAUCUGUCCCGUCUUCCUCUUCAUCAAUCGCCGGUCCUCUUCCUCGUCGUCAAAGAAAAAACACACAGCCGACACCAUGUCCGCCGCCGCCGCCCGUCCCGUCCUCCGCUCGUCAGCGCUGCGCUUCGCUGCCCGUCGCUACCAGAGCACCACCACCCAGAAGGCCACCGAGGCCGCCAAGGAGUCGGCCACCAAGGCGCAGGAGACGGCUCAGGAGACCACCAGCAAGGCCCAGCAGGGUCUCUCGCGCGUCACGAGCGCGGCUGGCGGUGCCGCAAAGGGCCUGACCAGCGCGCUCGGCAAGAUUGGUGGACGCACUGGCCGUCUGUUUGCCUUUAUUGAGCGCCAGACACCCUUUGUCGUCUACUACUCCAAGGUCGGCCUCGAGAUGGCCAAGUACGUCGCCCACGGCCAGAAGAUGAGCCCUCCGUCCAUUGCCACUUUCCAGACCUACUACCAGAACCUCUUCCAGUCAUUGCGAUCCGGCUCCCUCGGUGGCCAGUCCGCACAAGGCCUUCUCCAACGUGCCCGCAACAUUGGCCCGGCCCAGCUCGCCGCUGGCGGUGUCGUCGCUGCCGAGUGCCUCGGUUUCUUCACCGUUGGCGAGAUGAUUGGCCGCUUCAAGCUCGUUGGCUACCACGGCGAGACUGGUGCCCACCACUAGAAUUAUCCGCCGACAACAAGGUUCGAAUUGGAUGUACGAUUUGAGAGCAAGCAGGCAGCAGCAGCAGAAGCAGUGGCAGCGGCGCUGAAAAGAGCGGAUGCCGAUAGACGAAGGAGGACGCAAUAGACGCAAGAGUUUGCACAUGGGGGAGGCACGGUAGAGCAUUGUCAAUUGGGCAAUGGAGGCUUCUUCUGUUGUCUCCCGGGCCAAGGCCCAAGGUCAUUUACGUUUCUUUUGUAGUAAACUGUACAAAACAAGCUGAACAGGAAACCUAUGUUUUGCUCGCACAC